AUGGAGCUCGAGGCGACCUCACCCGACAUCAAGGGGGGCGAUACCCAGUUUCUACUGGAUCUAAACCAAGAGGAGGACAAUGUUCUGCAGAUGGAGCAGGAGGUUCUCAGUCCGUGCCCAGCUCACUCCACCCCCGCUGCUGCGAGUGUGGACCAGGAAUCGUCCUUCUCGUCCCUGUGCCGCCAAGCUGCUGCUAAACUGGAGGGUGUGAGCGGGCCCACCCUGCUCCCUUCCAAGCCCUGCAGAUUGUCUUUGACACAGCUGGAGAAAAUCUACAAAGCCCAAGGUAACACCGCCCAUGCRCUGAGCUCCGUCACCAUGCUUCAGACCUACCAGGCCAUGGUCUUGGCYGAACUGGAAGCUCAGAUGUCGCAGGAAAAACCCCUUUUACCCCUGCUGAACGAGAUCAGACUGGCGUCAGACCACAUCCUGCAUGUGUCCCGCUGUGCAGCGCUGGCUCUGGGGAAAGGAAUGGCUUCUACUGUGGUGGUGCAGAGGCACAUGUGGCUAAAGCUCUCAGACGUUCCCAACAAGGGCAGAGCGGCCUACUUGGAUGAACCGAUAAUGCCUACAGGACUGUUUGGUCAAGCGAUUGACGUCAUCCAAACCAAAUUCGAACAGAGGAAGAAGCAGGCUGAGGCACUUCGCUGCAUCAUUAGACGACUGGGCUCUGAUCGCAAGCUCCAAGGAGCAAACAUUAGAUCAGCUGUCUCAAGUUCUGUCACACAUUCAGGCUUUAGAGUUUUUAGUAAACACCCAGAAAAGUCUAUUAACACCAAGUCAGCAGUUUUUGUUCCUCGGACUAGAAAUCUGCUCCUUGUCAARCAGGGCUCGCCUCUCAGAAAACAGAGCAGCCGCRUUUCACCGCUGCUUAGCUCAGUUUCAACUGGGAUGCAAACUGAGCUUCAAAACCGUACCACAGUUACUGGGAAUGAUGGCUUCCAUGAUUUCAGUAGUACAACUCGGGCUGUUAAAAAUGCGCCGUUUUCAGCGUUGGUCUCAGUCCCACAGGCUGUGUCAGUCUCGACACAGACACAAAAAGCUAACAAUAACUGCUUCCUGCAUGACGGCUCUCAGCCCCUGGAGGGAACCCGGCCUCCUGUAUCAGGGUUCUCCAAUAGGGAGGGUGUCGUUUCGCAAAAUGGUGUCCACAGAUGCCUCCCUGAAAGGUUGGGGAGC
Austrofundulus limnaeus is the source of this 1179-nucleotide messenger RNA. RefSeq lists its product as uncharacterized. The record is from RefSeq and is a predicted model, not a curated record. Lineage: Eukaryota; Metazoa; Chordata; Actinopteri; Cyprinodontiformes; Rivulidae.